This is a messenger RNA of Scomber scombrus (Atlantic mackerel), 2424 nucleotides long. RefSeq names its product angiotensin I converting enzyme 2 (gene ace2). Gene Ontology annotation, biological process: proteolysis. Gene Ontology annotation, cellular component: plasma membrane. NCBI's taxonomy places the organism in Eukaryota, Metazoa, Chordata, Actinopteri, Scombriformes, Scombridae. Gene Ontology annotation, molecular function: peptidyl-dipeptidase activity; metallopeptidase activity. The record is from RefSeq and is a predicted model, not a curated record. The transcript has 18 exons. The coding region runs from base 1 to 2424 and encodes 807 amino acids.
AUGUUUUGUAGGAUUCUUGUAGCGUUGCUGGCUCUGACCUGCACUGUUUCUGCUCUGUCAGAGGUGGAGAUCAGGGCGAAGGAGUUCCUGAACAAGUUCGACGAGGAGGCCACCAAGCGUAUGUACCAGUAUUCGCUGGCAUCAUGGGCCUACAACACCAACAUCACACAAGAGAACUCUGACAAAUUGGCAGAAGAGGGGCAAAUCUGGGGCGCUUUCUACACCCAAAUAUCAGAUGAGUCUCGGCAAUUUCCCAUUGACCAGAUCACGGAUCCUGAAGUCAAAUUACAGCUGAUCUCCCUACAAGACAAAGGCUCUGGUGCCCUAUCUGCAGAUAAAGCUGAACAUCUGAGCAAGGUCAUGAGUGAGAUGAGUACAAUCUACAGCACAGGGACCGUGUGCCUGAUGGAUGACCCUUUUACCUGCCAGACUUUGGAGCCAGGACUGGAACAUGUUAUGGCCAAUAGCCAAAACUACAAUGAGCGUCUGCAUGUGUGGGAGGGCUGGAGGAAAGAGGUGGGGAAGAGGAUGAGGCCGCUGUAUGAAGACUAUGUGGUUCUGAAGAAUGAAGCUGCCAAACUAAACGAGUUUGAAGACUAUGGAGCUUACUGGAGAUAUAACUAUGAGACGAUUGAGGACGACACUCAGUUCAAGUACACUAGAGAUGAGCUGAUGGAAGAUGUCCGUUCAGUAUACAAAGAGAUCAUGCCCUUGUACAAGGAGCUACAUGCCUACGUGAGGGCAAAGCUUAUGGAUGUCUACCCAGGACACAUUGAUGCAGAAGGACCUCUGCCAGCCCACCUACUGGGUGAUAUGUGGGGAAGAUUCUGGACCAACCUGUACCGUCAUUCAAUCCCUUACCCACACAAGCAGGAUAUUGAUGUCAGCAAUGCUAUGGUGGAACAGGGUUGGACUGAGGAUCGGCUUUUCCGGGAAGCAGAGAAGUUCUUCAUGUCUGUGGGCCUGUAUGAGAUGUUCGAUAACUUCUGGAAUAACUCCAUGCUGACAAAGCCUACAGAUGGAAGCAGGGUGGUCUGUCAUCCCACAGCCUGGGACAUGGGAAACAGAGAGGACUUUAGGAUCAAAAUGUGCACCAAAGUAAACAUGGACGACUUCCUGACAGUGCACCACGAAAUGGGACACAACCAGUAUCAGAUGGCUUACCGCAACCUGUCCUACCUCUUGAGGGAUGGCGCCAAUGAGGGUUUCCAUGAGGCUGUCGGUGAAAUCAUGUCCCUCUCUGCUGCGACACCCAUACACCUGCAGAACCUGGGACUCCUAGGAGAUGGCUUUGUUUAUGAUGAAGAGACAGAGAUUAACUUCCUGCUGAAGCAGGCACUCACCAUUGUGGCCACACUGCCAUUCACCUACAUGCUGGAGGAAUGGAGGUGGCAGGUCUUUGCAGGGAAUAUCACUGAGGAUAAAUGGAUGGAGCGCUGGUGGGAGAUGAAGAGAGAACUUGUAGGAGUGGCGGAGCCAGUGCCGAGAGAUGAGACCUACUGCGACCCGCCUGCUCUGUUCCACGUUUCUGGAGACUACUCCUUCAUCAGAUACUUCACAAGAACCAUCUACCAGUUCCAGUUCCAACAAGCACUUUGUGAUGCGGCCGGUCAUGUUGGUCACUUGUCCUCUUGUGACAUUACUGGUUCUAAGGAAGCAGGCACCAAGUUGAGGAAUAUGUUAGAGCUGGGAAGGUCCCAGUCCUGGACCAGGGCUUUGCACACAAUAUCCGGUGAUACUAAGAUGAAUGCUCGCCCCCUAUUGAACUAUUUUGACAAACUUUAUCAGUGGCUGAAGGUGGAGAACCAGAAAAACAACAGGCUUGUUGGCUGGAAAACAGCAGUGGAUCCAUACUCAGAGAAUGCCAUUAAAGUUAGGCUAAGUUUGAAGGCUGCCAUGGGCGAUACAGCUUAUUCCUGGAACGCCAAUGAGCUGUACCUAUUCAAGACCAAUGUUGCAUAUGCUUUGAGGCAGUACUACAGCCUACACAACGAGACCCUUCUCUUCACAUCUGAGAACGUCCUCACCUAUCAGGAGACACCCAGAAUCUCCUUUUACAUUGUGGCUACCAACCCAAAAACUCCCUCCACAUAUAUCCCCAAAGCAGAUGUGGUAGCUGCCAUACGAUUAUCUCGAGGCCGAAUCAAUGAUGCCUUCCAAUUAGAUGACCAUACACUGGAGUUCGUGGGUAUCCCACCAACACUGGCAACACCUGUGGAGCAGCCGGUGGAGGUGUGGCUAGUGGUAUUUGGGGUGGUCAUGGGAUUGGUGGUGCUGAUGGGCGUCUACCUUGUCGUUUCUGGUAUCAGAGAGCGCAAGAGGAGGCCUGCAGAAAUAAAGAUAGAAGAGAAUCCCUAUGAAACAAGGAUUGAUGGACAGAGUAACAAAGGCUAUGACGACAGUGAUGAACAAACUGGACUCUGA